Molecule: messenger RNA, 678 nt
Organism: Rotaria sp. Silwood2
Lineage: Eukaryota; Metazoa; Rotifera; Eurotatoria; Philodinida; Philodinidae
Source: the annotation of a GenBank genome assembly
AUGGAUGAUCGAUUCGCUCGAAUACUUUGGCAACGUUUAAGGUUGAGUAAUGGAAUAACAAAAUUAGUUUCCAAUAAAAAGCCGUUGGGUUUCAACGUGCAAGGAGAUUGGGAGUUGAGUGGUGUGAAUAAGGCUACGCGAUUCAACAAGUACCGUCAAGAUGAACAUUUUGCACCGCAUAAAGAUGCACAAUAUGCCCCUAAUGGAGAUGAACGAUCAUUGUUCAGUUUAGUGAUAUAUUUGAAUGAUAAUUAUAAACAAGGUGAAACGAAAUUUUAUUUUCCAAAAGUGGCACCAAAAUUCGAUACAAAAGGGCUAACGAUUGCAGAAGAAAUUGAAGCUUAUGGCGGAUUGGAAGGAGGUUACGAAUGUGUAACAGUCAAACCAAAGAAAGGGUACGCUGUUCUAUUUACCCAUAAUCUCUUACAUGCGGCCAUAGCGCCACAGAUUGUGACUAAUUCCGAUUUGAUGGAGCGUAUCAUCUUGCGAACUGACAUACUCGUACAACGAAAGGGGAAACCGCUAGGAUUUGCCGUUUGUCCAGAAGAACAAGAUGAUUACCUUGUUUGCUUGAAUUUUUUUCGUGAAGCUCAACAAAACGAAUUGAAAAUGUAUGCAAAUCCCAGACAGUCCAUCAAAACCAGUGAAAUCGGUGAAUUAUACGAACGUUCAUUAUAG